CAUUUAACAACAUGGCUUCCCUUCCCAUCCUUACGGUUCUUGACCACUCCCACGUAUCGCCACCACCGGCCACCGUAGCCGACGCUUCUCUGCCGCUCACUUUCUUCGACAUCUUAUGGCUAACCUUUUCUCCGGUUCACCAUCUCUUCUUCUAUGAACUCCCAUCUGUCUCUAAAACCCAUUUCAUCGAAGAUAUUGUUCCCAAUCUCAAACAAUCCUUAUCGAUCACCCUCCAACAUUUUUUCCCUUUUACAGGGAACUUGAUCGUUUUUUCAUCUCCUACCCGAAAACCUGAAAUCCGUUAUGUUGACGGCGACUCAGUUGCGUUCACUAUUGCAGAGUCUGCUCUUGAUUUCGACGAUCUUACCGGAAACCACCCUCGAGACUGUGGUAAGUUUUAUCAUCUUAUACCUCUAUUGCCGGAAGCUACAAAAGAAUCCGAUCAUGUAAAGAUUCCGGUGUUCUCCGUUCAAGUGACGUUUUUUCCAAACUCUGGUAUCUCCAUCGGAAUGACCAAUCAUCAUAGCCUUGGUGAUGCCAGCACUCGAUUUUGUUUCUUGAAGGCAUGGACGUCGAUCGCUAGAUCUGGUUCAGAUGAGUCGUUUCUAGCUAAUGGAACUUUGCCCAUUUUCGAUAGAGUUGUAAACUACCCGAAAAUAGAUGAACUCUAUCUCAAGAACUUGGAGAUUGAAACUACUUUUAACAAAGAUUAUCAACCUCCAAGACUUUCUGCACCAACCGAUAAAGUUCGAGCCACGUUUAUCUUGACUCGAACUGUCAUCAAUCGAUUGAAGAAAUGGGUUUCAACCGAGCUGCCAACAUUACCAUACGUAUCAUCUUUUACAGUAUUAUGUGCGUAUAUCUGGAGUUGCAUCGCGAAAUCACGCAACGAUGAGCUGGAAAUAUUUGGUUUCUCGGUCGAUUGUAGGGCACGAAUCGAUCCACCGAUUCCGGCAGCCUAUUUCGGGAACUGUGUCGCUCUAUGUAUGUCCAUCGCAAAAACCGAUCUUUUAACAGGAAACGAUGGAUUCUUGAACGCUGCAAAAUUGCAUGGAGAAAAUCUACAUAAGAUGUUGACCGAUAAAGAUGGAGUCGUGAACGAUAAAUGGCCGUUUGGUGGUUUAUUAUCGCAAGGGACGCCAACGACAAUGAUGGGGGUUGCCGGAACACCAAAGCUGAAAUUUUACGAAUUGGAUUAUGGAUGGGGGAAACCCAGAAAGCACGAAACGAUUUCUAUCGAUUAUAAUGAUUCCAUAUCUCUAAGCGCCUGUAAAGAAUCGAACGAAGAUCUGGAGAUCGGUGUGUGCCUUUCAGCCAUUGAGAUGGAAGCUUUCAUUCCCAUCUUUAACAAGGGAUUAGAAGCAUGCUUUUAGAUUCAGCAUAGAAAUCUGUUGUUUCAAAUUUUCAUAUCAUUUCAGUUGUUUUUGUUGUCUUGUUUACGUUUCUUUUUAUGAUCGUUUCUAUCUCAUAAAUACGUUUCUUUGUCC
Messenger RNA from Cynara cardunculus var. scolymus (artichoke), 1487 nucleotides. RefSeq names its product malonyl-coenzyme A:anthocyanin 3-O-glucoside-6''-O-malonyltransferase-like. The record is from RefSeq and is a predicted model, not a curated record. Lineage: Eukaryota; Viridiplantae; Streptophyta; Magnoliopsida; Asterales; Asteraceae. The coding region runs from base 12 to 1373 and encodes 453 amino acids. The transcript has a single exon.